Messenger RNA from Rhodofomes roseus, 1701 nucleotides. Its product is annotated as major facilitator superfamily domain-containing protein. NCBI's taxonomy places the organism in Eukaryota, Fungi, Basidiomycota, Agaricomycetes, Polyporales, Fomitopsidaceae. The transcript is spliced from 7 exons. The coding region runs from base 1 to 1701 and encodes 566 amino acids. Gene Ontology annotation, biological process: transmembrane transport. Gene Ontology annotation, molecular function: transmembrane transporter activity. The record is from RefSeq and is a predicted model, not a curated record.
AUGGCUCUUCAACUCAAGGAUCUGCCUUUCAGACGAGACGAUGACCAAACCUUGCACUCUGAUGUUCCGACAGUCGUCACCGAUGAGCACCCCCAACUCUAUAAUAGCACCAGCGCAGCCGCACACCAGGUGAAUCUGGAAGAUGACCAGCCACAGCCUAUCCGCAAGGGGACGACAUUUUGGAUGAUCCUCUCCGCGCUGAUUAUCUCGUUCUUCAUGGUCGUACUGGAAGGUGCCUCUGUAGGAAAUGCUUCUCCCACCAUCGCGGGCGACCUCAGCAUCACCCAGUUUGCAUGGAUUGGCACGGCAUACGGCUUGUCGUCCACUGCACUUUUACCUUUGAGUGGCGGGCUAGCACAGAUAUUUGGCCGGCGUCCCGUCAUGCUCGUCUCUCUUACCAUUUUCGCCGUAGGCGGGGCCCUCUCAGGCGCGUCCAGAGGUACCGCGACCCUCUUUGCUGGCCGCACUAUUCAAGGUCUGGGCGGUGGCGGCGUGCUUACAUUAAGCUCGAUCAUACUUUCCGACCUCGUUGCGCUUCACGAGCGUGGGUUGUAUAACGGCCUCUUCUCCCUGGCAUGGACUGCCGCAUCCGGUGUCGGGCCUGUCAUUGGCGGGUCGUUCGCACAGUCCGGGCACUGGCGCUGGCUUUUCUAUAUGAACGUGCCUUUCGCGGGAUGCGCCGCUGCGUUCGUUUUCUUUUUUGUGCGGCUCCCGACACCUCCUGGCAGCCUCCGCUCCAAGCUCAAACAGAUCGAUUGGAUUGGAAAUGCUCUCGUCAUGGGGAGUACUGUAGCUCUCGUAAUCGGACUGACAUGGGGGGGCGUCGAGUACCCCUGGUUGUCUGCUCAAGUUCUGGUACCGCUCAUCGUGGGUGGUAUCGGUAUGGCAAUAUUCAUGCUGUACGAGACUUUAUUAGCAACACAUCCACUCGUACCUGUACGACUCAUUUACAAUCGCACUAGUAUAAGCGGACUUGUUCAGACCGGCCUUCUCUCCGUUCCUCUCACUGGGCUUAUGUAUUACCUGCCAGUGUACUACCAAGCGUGCACUCUCGCCUCACCGAUCCGCGCAGGAACACUCGUCUUCGGUGUCGCGUUCACCGUCGCGCCUACCACGCUCGUCGCCGGCGCACUCAUCACCGCCACGAAGCGCUACCGCCCGCCAAUCUGGUUCGGAUGGGUUCUGCUCCUCAUCGGGCAAGGCCUCCUCACCACUCUUAAGGCGACGAGCGCGAAGGCCACGUCCAUCGGCUUCCAGAUCCUGAUCGGCGUCGGCAUCGGCGCCGUGUACAGCUCCACGUACUUCCCCGUUCUCGCCCCGCUGCCCGUCGAGCAGAAUGCGCCGGCGCUCGCGCUUUACGUCUUUCUCCGCAGCUUCGCACAGAUCUGGGGCGUCGCCAUCGGCGCAACCGUCCUCCAGAAUCAACUCUCGUCGCGGCUCCCCCAGGCGUUCCUCGAAACAUUGCCCAGCGGCGCGAGCGUCGCGUACUCCGCGAUCCCCGCGAUCCCUGCGCUCGCGUCGCCGCUGAGGGAGGAGGUGCAGGUCGCGUUUGCGGAGAGCCUGGACGUGCUGUGGCGCGUGCUUUGUGCGCUCUCUGCGGUUGGCGCGUUUGCGAGCUUGUGGAUGAAAGGUCUAUCGCUUCACACGGACACAGACAGAAGGUGGGACGUGAACAAAGCGGAAGGGGAGGGGGAGAAGUAG